Molecule: messenger RNA, 723 nt
Organism: Sabethes cyaneus
Lineage: Eukaryota; Metazoa; Arthropoda; Insecta; Diptera; Culicidae
Product: protein obstructor-E-like
Exons: 1
Coding region: 1-723 (240 amino acids)
Cellular component (GO): extracellular region
Molecular function (GO): chitin binding
Source: RefSeq, a predicted model, not a curated record
AUGAAGCCAUUUUUGUUGCACACAGUUUUUGUCGUCACCCUCUUAUCUUGGCUGGUGUCAACCCAAGAAGCACCCUCGCCAGCGGACUCAGUAUGCAACGGAAUUAUUUACGCUACUCUACCGGAUCCUGUCGAUUGUCGAAGCUACUACGUGUGCAUUCACUCGAAAGGUACCCACAACACGUGCCCUCACGAUUUCGUGUUCCAACCGAGUAUCUCCUUCUGUGUUCAUCGAACACAGUAUCGAUGCCCGGCCAGUGAUACAACAACUUCAACAACAACAACAACCGCAGUACCUACGGACCCGCCACAACCAGAAACGCAACCACCAGACUGUCCGGAAACAUCGUGGGAAGCCCAAGUUUGCAGAAACCAUCUUUCCGCUUUAAUUCCAAACUCAUUCAACUGCACCCAGUACGUCAAUUGUGAGUCGAACCCUCCGCGAAAUCAACAGUGUCCUCCAGGACGCAUCUUCAGUCUGCCGUAUCAGGAUUGUUUGCCAGGAAACCAAGCAACGUGCACUUUUGACCGACUUGACGCAAGUUUUUGUGCCGAAAGACCCAGCGGUAGCUAUUCCCAUCCCUAUCAGUGCAAUCGAUUCGUAACCUGCCUUCGAGGUGAGCCACGGGUGGAGACCUGCCCUCCCUACUAUCUGUUCGAUGGCUCAGCACUGCGAUGUGUCCGAGGUGAUGUGUUACAGUGUUCCUCACUGCUAGCGCAGUGA